UGUUUCGAAAUUGGAGAUGAAUGCUUCAGCUCCUACUUCUGGAGCAGGUAAAAGACCACCACCAUAUCCACACAAAGCUGAUAAGAAUCCUCUUCAAUCUUCAGUUGAACUCGUCAAAGACAAGAAUGGAAUAUCCCAACUCAUUCUCCGAAAUAAUGAUGCUUCUGCAACUGUUAGUUUAUUAGGAGCUCAAGUGAUUUCUUGGAAAACAAAACGAACUGGAGAGUUACUCUUCUUAAGCAAGAAAGCCAUCUUUAAUCCUCCCACAGCUGUGAGAGGAGGAAUUCCAAUCUGUUUUCCAGAGUUCAAAAACAAUGAAACACGGGAGGAUCAUGGAUUUGUCAGAAACAGGAUCUGGGUUAUCGAAGAAAAUCCUCCACACCUUUCAGGUGAUUUCAGUGCAAAAGUGUACGUUGAUUUGUUCUUAAAACCAUCUAAAGAAGAUGCAAAAAUAUGGCCACAUAGCUUCGAGUUUCGCCUAAGGAUUUCUUUGACAGCACUGGGCAUCCUGAGUUUGACAUCACGCAUCAGAAAUGUAGAUUGCAAGAAUUUCAGUUUCCGCAUCGUCUAUCAUACAUAUUUGUCAGUGUCAGAUAUUUGUGAGGUGAGGAUAGAAGGGUUGGAAACGCAAUACUAUCUCGAUAACCUAUUGCAGAAACAACGAUUUACAGAACAAGGAGCUUCUUUGACAUUUGAAUCAGAAGUUGACAGGGUUUAUACCGAUUCUAACAAUGUGUUAGCUGUUCGGGAUCAUUACAAGAAGAGAACAGUUAUAAUAAGAAAGGAUGGACUUCCUGAUACGGUUGUUUGGAAUCCUUGGGACAAAAAGUCGAAGUUCAUAGCAGAUUUAGGAGAUAAAGAGUAUCAGGAAAUGCUCUGUGUUGAUGGUGCAGCACUUGAAAACCCAAUCACCCUGAAGCCGGGUGAAGAAUGGAAAGGCGACUUAGAACUCUCAAUUCUUCUAAUAUCUUGA
Molecule: messenger RNA, 973 nt
Organism: Vigna unguiculata (cowpea)
Lineage: Eukaryota; Viridiplantae; Streptophyta; Magnoliopsida; Fabales; Fabaceae
Product: putative glucose-6-phosphate 1-epimerase
Biological process (GO): carbohydrate metabolic process
Cellular component (GO): cytoplasm
Molecular function (GO): glucose-6-phosphate 1-epimerase activity; carbohydrate binding
Source: RefSeq, a predicted model, not a curated record